AUGUCAAUGUUCACCAUGUCACAACAUCAAUACUACGCGGCUCCCGCUCCCGCACCCAGAGCUUACUCCGGCCACGGCACAAGCAGCGCAUUCAGCAGCUCCGCCAACCCGGACGAAGACUGGACCAAGAUUUCCGACCUCGCUGAGCGCCGGAGGAUCCAGAACCGCAUUGCCCAGCGCAACUACCGCAAGAAGCUCAAGAGACGCCUGGAAGACCUCGAGAGACGCGCCGGACAGGAGGGCUCGACCACCACCGAGAAGCAGUCGCAACCCAAGAGCACAAAGUCCAAGUCGCAAUCUUCUACCAAGACGCAAAAGCCCGCCGCACCGACAAAGGUUAUCAACCAGGGCCAGUUCACUCCCCCGAUGCACUCUGAAGACGACAUCCUCUUCGCACAAGCAGCCUACGACGACGGCCGCGAAAGAUCAAACACCCCUCCUCUUUUCGCCUACACCACCUACCCGCCUCCGGAGGAGAUGCUUCUUGCUCCCGCCUACACCACUCAGCCCUACCCCAUGACCACCGCCGACACAUACCCCGCCUACAUGGCAGCGGUGCCGGUGACGCUCCCGCCGAUGAACCAUUUCAACGACGCCAUCAAGCGCGAGUCGUACUCCAGCGACGACGGCCUUUCUCCCUACAUGAACUACGGAUACAUGCCCGGUAUCGAUAUGAACGCGCCCGCUUCCUACGACCCCUCGAACCCUCAUACUCCUCCGCUCUCACACUCCUUCGACCACUCGGCCAACUGCUCCGACGCUGGCUACGAGUACCCGACAACGCCUUUGUCCAUGCCGGGAUCUCCUGGCUUGAUUCAAUAA
This is a messenger RNA of Colletotrichum karsti, 822 nucleotides long. RefSeq lists its product as uncharacterized. The record is from RefSeq and is a predicted model, not a curated record. The transcript is spliced from 3 exons. Gene Ontology annotation, molecular function: DNA-binding transcription factor activity. NCBI's taxonomy places the organism in Eukaryota, Fungi, Ascomycota, Sordariomycetes, Glomerellales, Glomerellaceae. The coding region runs from base 1 to 822 and encodes 273 amino acids. Gene Ontology annotation, biological process: regulation of DNA-templated transcription.